Messenger RNA from Pocillopora meandrina, 908 nucleotides. NCBI's taxonomy places the organism in Eukaryota, Metazoa, Cnidaria, Anthozoa, Scleractinia, Pocilloporidae. The record is from the annotation of a GenBank genome assembly.
AUGUCUGCCUUCCAUAUUUUUGACGCUCAGAAUAAAGGGUACAUCGAGUCACGUGAACUAAGAGAAGCACUUGGACUUACAGGUGCUGGUAUCCCUGACGACGAGCUUAAGAAAAUGUUACAAGAAACAGGUCUUCUGACAGACAGAAAGAUAACCUUUGCAGGUAAAUUUUUAUGCCGACGAUUCAUGUAACAACAGCUGCGACAACAACGAAAAUAACAUAACAAUGAUAACAAACCUAACACAAAGACAAAGCAAGAAAAAUAAAAGUGAAUGAGGGAAUGGUCAUUAUUUAUCGUCUGGGGGGAGGGGAGGGGGUAUAACUUUCGUUGUGGCUCGAUUAAAGUUACCUGAUCCCCGCAUUAUGCAUUAGGUUCUGUAACAUUCUUAUGAUCACACCUCGUUGGCAGUCAGUGACUGGCAGUCAAUUUCAUACAGUGCCCCCUUAAUACUUUUUGUUUUUGAGGACAGACCUUCCCUCUGCUCUCCCUGAAAGCCAUGCGUCCCCCCCCCAAAAAAAAAUUCCUCCUCCUCCCGAGCGAUAAAAAAAUUAGAACUGUAAAAUUAUAAGGUGAGCUAUAUUACCUCGCUUCUCGCUAAUUUUUUUUCCCGCCGUCUUCCUUUCAGAAUUUACCUACCUCAUGUCUAAUUCCAGUGCUGGUGAAGAUUCUUGAUGAAAAGAAAUUACGCAAGGCUUAGGACCUCCAUCCCCCUCUCAUCUCUGCCGCACUAACAGGGAAGCGUUAGGGAGGCACGCGUAUACAAAGAGGAUAGAAAGAGUUGCGCUUUUUUCAUCAACGAAUAUUUUCAGCGAUAUGCUGCUGCAUCCAAAGAGUAGUGGUCUUCAGUUUCACAUGUCGAUAACUGAGGAAUCCUCAUAUCAGUCUGGCACCUCGUCGCCGAAAAAU